Molecule: messenger RNA, 969 nt
Organism: Lachancea dasiensis
Lineage: Eukaryota; Fungi; Ascomycota; Saccharomycetes; Saccharomycetales; Saccharomycetaceae
Source: the annotation of a GenBank genome assembly
AUGGGAAAAGCGCCCAAGAAGAAGUUCACCACAGCUGCUGGCAAUGGGCCACAAGUGUCAGCGGAAAAGCAUCUGAGCUCGGUAUUCAAGUUCAACACGGAUUUGGGCCAACACAUUUUAAAAAAUCCGCUCGUUGCUCAAGGAAUUGUGGAUAAGGCGCAAAUUAGGCCUUCGGAUGUCGUACUUGAAGUCGGUCCAGGUACAGGUAAUUUGACGGUUCGCAUAUUGGAACAAGCUCGUAAGGUUGUCGCUGUCGAAAUGGAUCCUAGAAUGGGUGCAGAACUCACUAAGCGUGUCCACGGGACAGCUGGAGAGAGAAAACUUGAGAUUCUAUUGGGAGAUUUCAUGAAGACCGAGUUGCCAUAUUUUGAUAUUUGCAUUAGUAAUACCCCAUAUCAAAUCUCGUCACCAUUGGUUUUCAAACUCAUCAAUCAGCCUCGACCCCCUCGCGUGUCCAUCCUGAUGUUUCAAAGAGAGUUUGCCAUGCGACUGUUGGCGAGACCUGGCGACUCACUAUACUGUCGACUAUCUGCAAAUGUUCAAAUGUGGGCGAAUGUCACACACAUUAUGAAGGUGGGGAAGAACAACUUCAGACCUCCUCCACAAGUAGAAUCGAGUGUUGUGAGGAUCGAAAUUAAGAAUCCUAGACCUCAGGUAGAUUUUAACGAAUGGGACGGGCUUCUGCGUAUCGUUUUUGUCCGGAAAAAUAGAACUAUCGCGGCUGGCUUUAAAUCUACCACGGUUUUAGAAAUUCUCGAGAAAAACUAUAAGGCCUUCUUGGCUACUCAGGAUUCGGGCUCUGGAAUGAUUGACGACACAGCGAACUCGAUGCUGGAGGUCGUCAAAGCUAAAAUCGAAACUGUGUUGAGAGAGACAGACUUAUCUGACAAGAGAGCUGGAAAAUGUGAUCAAACAGAUUUUCUAAAGCUAUUAUAUGCAUUCCACCAAGUAGGAAUCCAUUUUGCUUAG